Messenger RNA from Solea senegalensis (Senegalese sole), 2958 nucleotides. Its product is annotated as NACHT, LRR and PYD domains-containing protein 12-like. Gene Ontology annotation, molecular function: protein binding. Lineage: Eukaryota; Metazoa; Chordata; Actinopteri; Pleuronectiformes; Soleidae. The coding region runs from base 262 to 2943 and encodes 893 amino acids. The transcript is spliced from 8 exons. The record is from RefSeq and is a predicted model, not a curated record.
CUGCCCACGCUCUCGUACUUGUAAAUAGACCCGGAAAACUCCAUCGAUGUACUUCCAUGGAAACUCUUAUACUCUUAUAAGUCCGUGGGAUCAGUGAAAGUGAAAGUGUUCAGUGACUUUGCUUCAGUAGCCAUUUUCACUGCGGAGCACAACGACAGAAAAAGGUCAGAACCAGAACCAGAGACAGAGGACUAAGUCUCCAGGACCCAGUGUUCUCUGUGAAGAAUGACCAGUCUGUGGAUACACCUGUAAUCUUCAGUCAUGAACCUGGAGCCUCAGAGAGAAACAGAUGUUGGUCUGCAGGAGGUUCUAGAUGAACAUAAGAUCAGUCUGAGGAGGAGAUUUGAACAUGUGACUGAAGGAACUGAUGAAAGAGGAAGUAGAACCCUCCUGAACAGGGUCUUCACUGAGCUCUACAUCACAGAAGGACAGAGUAAAGAGGUCAAUACUCAACAUGAGGUGAUGCAGCUGGGGACAACCUCCAAGAAGGAGAUCAUCCAAGACACUCCCAUCAAGUGCUGCGACAUCUUUAAAGCCUUAUCUGACCAGCAGGGGUGCAUCAGAGUCGCUCUGACCAAUGGCGUCGCUGGUGUUGGAAAAACCUUCUUGGUGCAGAAGUUCACUCUUGACUGGGCUGAGGGUUUGGAAAACCAGGAUGUGAAUCUGCUGAUUGUGCUUCCGUUCAGGGAGCUGAACCUGAUCAGAGACCAGCAGCACAGUCUUCUCACGCUGCUCCAUGUUUUCUACCCAACAUUACAGAAGGUCAGUGCAGAGAAGCUCGCUGUCUGUAAACCUUUGUUCAUCUUUGACGGCCUGGAUGAAAGCAGACUCUCACUGGACUUCAACAGCAGGACACUGGUUUCUGACGUCACACAGAGGUCAUCAGUCAGCGUGCUGCUGACCAACCUCAUCCAGGGGAAUCUGCUUCCCUCGGCUCUCAUCUGGAUAACUUCCCCACCCGCAGCAGCCAAUCAGAUCCCUCCUACAUGUGUUGACAGGGUAACAGAAGUACGAGGCUUCACUGACGACCAGAAGGACGAGUACUUCAGGAAGAGAUCCAGAGAUGAAGAUCUGUCCAGCAGAAUCAUCUCACACAUCAAGACGUCCAGGAGCCUCCACACCAUGUGUCAAAUCCCAGUCUUCUGCUGGAUCAGUGCUACAGUUCUGGAGCACAUGUUGACCACAGAUCAGAGAGGAGAGCUGCCCAAGACCCUGACAGACCUGUACUCGCACUUCCUGCUGGUUCAGACAAAGAGGAAGAAGAACAAGUAUGAUAAAGAGACGAGUCCACAGGAUCUGAUGGAGGCAGUUCUUCUGAAGCUGGGGAGGCUGGCCUUUGAACAUCUGCAGAAAAGAGACCUCAUGUUCUACCAAGAAGACCUGGAGCGGUGUGGUCUAAAUGUGUUAGAGGCCUCAGUGUACUCAGGAGUUUGUACAGAGAUCUUCAGAAGAGAGAGUGUGAUCUUCCAGAAAUCAGUCUACUGCUUUGUUCAUCUGAGCGUUCAAGAGUUUCUGGCUGCAGUCUACAUGUUCCACUGUUUCACCAACAGGAAGACAGAGGUACUGCAGGACUUCUUCAGGAAAAAAGAUGGUGGUGGUGGUGGUGGUGGUUACACUUCUCUGGAUUUGUUCCUGAAAGAAGCCAUGAAGAUGUCACUUGAAAGUGAAAAUGGUCACCUGGACCUGUUUGUUCGCUUCCUUCAUGGACUCUGUCUGGAUUCCAACCAGAGACUCUUAGGAGGUCUGCUGGGUCAGACUCAGAACAGUCCAGAAAUCAUCCAGAGAGUCAUCAAGAACCUGAAGAAGAUGAAAACAAACAAUAUCUCACCUGACAGAAGCAUCAACCUCUUCCACUGUCUGACAGAGAUGAACGACCAAUCAGUGCAUCAGGAGAUCCAAGAGUUCAUGAAGUCAAAGGACAGAGGACAGAGACUCUCUGAGAUCCACUGCUCUGCUCUGGCCUACAUGCUGCAGAUGUCUGAGGAGGUUCUGGAUGAGUUGGACGUAAACAAGUACAACACAACAAAGGAGGGAAAACACAGAUUGAUUCCUGCUGUGAGGAACUGCAGGAAGGCUGUGUUGAGUGGCUGCAGAUUGUCAGAGAUCAGCUGUUCUUCUCUGGCCUCAGUUCUGAAGUCCAACUCCCACCUGAGAGAACUGGACCUGAGUGGGAACCCUCUGGAGGAUUCAGGAGUGAAGCUGCUGUGUUCUGGACUGAAGAGUCCACAUUGUAGACUGGAGACUCUGAAGUUGGGUGGCUGCAGAUUGUCAGAGAUCAGUUGUUCUUCUCUGGUCUCAGUUCUGAAGUCCAACUCCUCCCACCUGAGAGAACUGGACCUGAGUGUGAACUGUCUGCAGGAUUCAGGAGUGAAGCUGCUGUGUUCUGGACUGGAGAGUCCACAUUGUAGACUGGAGACUCUGAAGUUGAGUUACUGCAGUUUGUCAGAGAUCAGCUGUUCUUCUCUGGCCUCAGUUUUGAAGUCCAACUCCCACCUGAGAGAACUGGACCUGAGCUGGAACCAUCUGCAGGAUUCAGGAGUGAAGCUGCUGUGUUCUGUACUGGAGAGUCCACAUUGUAGACUGGAGACUCUGAAGUUGAGUUACUGCAGAUUGUCAAAGAUCAGCUGUUCUUUUCUGGCCUCAGUUCUGAAAUCCAGCUUCUCCCACCUGAGAGAACUGGACCUGGGUCAGAACCGUCUGCAGGAUUCAGGGGUGAAGCUGCUGUGUUCUGGACUGGAGAGUCCACAUUGUAGACUGGAGACUCUGAAGUUGAGUUACUGCAGUUUGUCAGAUUACAGCAAUUCUUCUCUGGCGUCAGUUUUGAAGUCCAACUCCCACCUGAGAGAACUGGACCUGAGUGGGAACCCUCUGCAGGAUUCAGGAGUGGAGCUGCUGUGUUCUGGACUGGAGAGUCCACAUUGUAGACUGGAGACUCUGAAGUGAGUUCAGUGACUGAAG